GUUUCAGUUCUUUGAUACUUUAUGCUAAUUGUUAUUUUUAUUCUUCAUUUUUUUUUAAUUAUAGUCCAGUUUGAGUGUUUUUCAGGAAUGGAUCUUCAUGAUAAUGACCAGGAAGUUCCUGAGCAACUGAACAUUAAACCAGUGAAAUGACUGUUCCUGCUAAUGGCCUCAGAGGCACCUCUUGUAUAACCCAGAUCCUUGUAUCUCAGUCCUCUUACAUGUGUCCUUAACCAGAUUCUUCUGGAUUAACUGAGAGUUUAGAUAGGAAUAUUUGUCAUUAUUAAAGGGGAUGAAAAUGAAGGCAUUUGCAGGUGUUGGUAAAAAUUGAUGUAAGUUUUGCAGCAUUUAAUCUAAAAACAAUUGAUUUAGUUGUCGAGUACAUUUUAUUAGAAAUAAUCAUGGUUACCUGUUAUUUUUUAUCAGUUUCAUCUUUUUUGUAAAUCAGUAAUGGCACUAGCUGACCUUCUCUGCUUUCUUCUGCUAGAUGAGAAAGUAAAAAUAUUUGCAGUCCUAGGAACAUUAGCUAUAGAAGGCAUCAGUAGUAUAGAUGUUAACAUUUUAUUAGGGGAAGCAAACCUCUUGAGUAAAUGUUUUUUGGAUGCUAAUGAAGGCUGGUUUCAUAAUAGCCGUUCGAGAUCCCAAAGGAGCGUAUGAACUCCGUAGGUAAAGUGUAGAUCCGAUCAUGAUCUUAGGAUUUCACUGAACUCUGAUGAAUGUUUGACAAUUAUAACAUUUUGGAUUUUAUGUACCAAGAGAAAUAAUAGUAUAUUAAAAGCAGGUCAUAAAUCUGUAGAGACAAAGUAGAAGUGAUUGCUGAAGACUGGGGCAAUGGAGCAAGAGGGGAACAAUGCUAGAGAAUACUGGGUUUCUUUUUGGAGUGAUGAAAAUGUGCUAAAAAUGACUGUUGAUGGUUUUGCAUACCAAUAAUAUACUAAAAACCAUUGAAUUGUACAUUUUAAAUGGGUGAAUUGUAUAGUAUGCAAAUUAUAUCUCAAUAUAGCUGUUUAAAAAAUAGUAUGUGACCUAGCCACCACACUGAGCAAUAAAAAAAUUUUUGCUUCUAAGAAAAUUUAAAAUGCAGGCCUGUAUUUUAGUGUCUAGAAAAUAAAUUUUAUAAUUAGACUAUUAGCAGAUUAUUUUAGCUACCAAUAGGACAAAGUAGUGACACCUUUAGGGGGACAAAGAUAAAAGAGUUUAGAGCACCCAGCCCUGUUACCAGUUGCAGACUAAUAGUCUCAAACUAAAAUACAAGUUUGAAUAAUAGAAGGCCUUUCUCUGAACACAUGGAGCCAAAUGUUCCAGAAUGUGCCUCUUUGCAGUUUUGUAGAGUGUCCAAGGUUAUACACUGAACAACAUUGAAGCAUAUAGGCAUCACACCUGAUUAUUAACCUGGAGAGUAAUUUUUUUUCUUGUAAGUACAUUCUACUCUUAUCUGCUUAUUCCCAUCACUAGGUAAACACUGUGUUUCUCAUAUUUUGUUUUUGUUUUUUUUUUUGUAGUCCUUCAUCUGAAGUAUUAAGCAAACACUGAUUUCCUCUUUGCAUUUAAGAAUGUGUCUUGUUUAUACACUGAUUUAUCAGAUCAGUUUUGUUUUCUGUCAGACUUCUGUUUAACUUAAAAUUAUCUGAUCUUUGAACUUCCUAAUUAUCUCUUGUACCAUAUCUGCAUAAAAGUCUGUCUUCAAGCUAUUUGUCAUCCUGGGAAUAGAAGUUCAAUUGUUUUUCCUUGUGUUCUUGGAGUAUGUUUGCGAUAAAGCACUGGGUUUGGUCAUAUUACUCAGAGUUGAUAGGUUCCUACGAAAGUACUCUCUUUCCCUUUCUUUGUGUGUUUCCUUUUUGGUUUUCUGUUAAAAGCAACGUUUCCUGAUAAUAGAACUUAAGAUUCUGUUUACUCUUUCUUCCCUUUCAAUCAUAAAGAAACUCCUGUAACUCAAAUACCAAACUAUUUUAGAUGCUUUGUUUUUACCUUCCUUAGUUCACAUUUUUGAAUAAUUAGAAUUUUUAUCACUGUACAUUUAAGCAAUAAAAUGAUUCUUCUCAUUGGAACCAAAAAUAUAUUUAUCAUUAUUAUAUACUUUACAGAUUAAACUUAAAAAUGAAUUUGUAACAUUUUAAAAGUCACAAAUUUUCAAUAAGUAUACAAAGGCUUUUUGGAAGUUAAGAUAGUUUUUAAAAAAGUUUUACAGUUUCCAGUUGUGUACAGUAAUUCAGAGGAAGGGUUCCGUCUAACUUAGGCCCCAUGUGGAUUUCCACACAUUCUGAGAUAUUACCUGCCCUCUUAUGUGAUGGCUCUUAAAAACAAAACAAAUGAACAAAAAAACCGUUUACUCAAUAAGAUUUUACUAAGAAAGCUGUUUAGCAGAACAUUGACAUUAUACAUAGGACAGGUAUCAAUAUUUGCUGAUAAAAUACCCCAAAAGGAACCCAGAAGUGACUGCUCCAGCAGCUGAACCCCUCCAGUGUUUUUACAAUGUGUUUGUUAUAUAAAAGAAGAAUUUGGUCUUUUUCAAAAUCCUUCUGUAUCGUAAAAAAAAAAAACAAAAAACAAGUUACUGAACUCCUGUAGACUCUCUCCACCGGGUUUCUGUGGUUUAUGAGACCGCACCAGCCCAGGGCAUGCUGGUACGUCACACUGAUCAGCAGCCAGCCACCUACGGCAAGAAUUGACCACCUCGUGGGAUCUAAAAUUUAAAGGGGCAAAAGUGAGUUGCAAAUUGGUAAUGUGCUGACUGCCCGGUUUUGCUUGGAAAUUCAAAGGCAUUUAGGACCCAUUUCUUUGGUCACUGGAAUGUGGUUAAAAUUCCUUUACAAGUAGAACUAUGUUGAUGGUGUUACCAACACUUACAGAUACUAACAUACUUAAUUUAAACAUCAAAGUAAAUUUUCUUUUAUGGCCUUACAAAUUAGAACACUCUAAUGAUCAGAACUCUCUGAGGUUGGCAUUAUUGAAAGGAAGACACUUUUUUGAAAAUUCUAAGAUUAAUUUCUUGUGUUGAGAGAAAUAUUCUAAAUGGAACUACAAGACUGCUAUGCUGCAUUUAGGCUUUGUUGAAAUGUCUCUAUAUUACCAUUACACCCCAGCUUAAAACAACAAGUGUUUAUUAUAUCACAGGUUCUUUGGGUCAGAAAUUGGGAUUGGCUUAGCUGGGUGGUUCUGGUACAGGGUCUCUCUCGAAGGCAUGGGCAAGAUGCCAGCUGGGGUUGCCGUCAUCUGAAAGUUUGACUGGGGCUCUUCCAAGGUGGCUCAUUCACAUGGCUGUUGGCAGGAAGCCUCAGUUGCUCUCCACGUGGGACUCUCCAUAGGACUGUUUGGGUGUCCAAAUGCCGUAGCAGCUGGCUUCUCCCAGAGCAAGUGGUCCAACAGCAAGGAGGAAGCUGCAGUACCUUUUAUGAUGUAAUCUCAGAAAUUAUGUACCGUCACUUCCACCGUACACUAUUCGUUAAAACUGGCAGCCUGAGAGGCAGAUUCCAUUCCAUGAUGUGAGAUUCCCACCACCUGUAGGUUAUAAUAAAGAUAUAAAUGAAAGUGAUGAAGUUGAGGUUUAUUCCAGAGCAAAUGAAAAAGAGCCUUGCUGUUGGUGGUUAGCUAAAGUGAGGAUGAUAAAGGGUGAGUUUUAUGUGAUAGAGUAUGCGGCGUGUGAUGCUACUUACAAUGAAAUCGUCACAAUUGAACGUUUGCGAUCGGUGAAUCCCAACAAACCUGCCACCAAGGAUACUUUCCACAAGAUCAAACUGGAUGUGCCAGAAGAUUUAAGACAAAUGUGUGCCAAAGAAUCGGCACAUAAGGACUUCAAAAAGGCAGUUGGCGCCUUUUCUGUAACCUAUGAUCCAGAAAAUUAUCAGCUUGUCAUUUUGUCCAUCAACGAAGUCACCUCCAAACGAGCACACAUGUUGAUUGACAUGCACUUUCGGAGCCUGCGCACUAAGUUGUCCCUGAUACUGAGAAAUGAAGAAGCCAGUAAGCAGCUGGAGAGUUCAAGGCAACUUGCCUCAAGGUUUCAUGAACAGUUUAUCGUACGAGAAGAUCUGAUGGGUCUAGCUAUUGGUACACAUGGUGCUAAUAUUCAGCAAGCUAGAAAAGUACCUGGGGUCACUGCUAUUGAUCUGGAUGAAGAUACCUGCACGUUUCAUAUUUACGGAGAGGACCAGGAUGCAGUGAAAAAGGCUAGAAGCUUUCUUGAAUUUGCUGAAGAUGUCAUACAAGUUCCAAGGAACUUAGUUGGCAAAGUAAUAGGAAAAAAUGGAAAACUGAUUCAAGAGAUUGUGGACAAGUCAGGAGUUGUAAGAGUGAGAAUUGAGGCCGAAAAUGAGAAAAAUGUUCCACAAGAAGAGGAAAUUAUUCCACCAAAUUCCCUACCUUCCAACAAUUCAAGGGUUGGACCUAAUCCCUCAGAAGAAAAGAAACAUUUAGAUAUAAAGGAAAACAGUGCCCAUUUUUCUCAACCUAACAGUACUAAAGUCCAGAGGGUGUUAGUGGUUUCAUCAAUUGUAGCAGGGGAAUCCCAGAAACCUGAACUCAAGGCUUGGCAGGGUAUGGUACCAUUUGUUUUUGUGGGAACAAAGGACAGCAUCGCUAAUGCCACUGUUCUUUUGGAUUAUCACCUGAACUAUUUAAAGGAAGUAGACCAGUUGCGUUUGGAGAGAUUACAAAUUGAUGAGCAGUUGCGACAGAUUGGAGCUAGUUCUAGACCACCACCAAAUCGUACAGAUAAGGAAAAAGGCUAUGUGACUGAUGAUGGUCAAGGAAUGGGUCGAGGUAGUAGACCUUACAGAAAUAGGGGGCACGGCAGACGCGGUCCUGGAUAUACUUCAGGAACUAAUUCUGAAGCAUCAAAUGCUUCUGAAACAGAAUCUGACCACAGAGAUGAACUCAGUGAUUGGUCAUUAGCUCCAACAGAGGAAGAGAGGGAGAACUUCCUGCGCAGAGGAGAUGGACGACGGCGUGGAGGCGGAGGAAGAGGACAGGGAGGAAGAGGGCGUGGAGGAGGCUUCAAAGGAAACGACGAUCACUCCCGAACAGAUAAUCGUCCACGCAACCCAAGAGAGGCUAAAGGAAGAACAACAGAUGGAUCCCUUCAGAUCAGAGUUGACUGCAAUAAUGAAAGGAGUGUCCACACUAAAACAUUACAGAAUACCUCCAGUGAAGGUAAUCGGCUGCGCACGGGUAAAGAUCGUAACCAGAAGAAAGAAAAGCCAGACAGCGUGGAUGGGCAGCAACCACUCGUGAAUGGAGUACCCUAAACUGCAUAAUACCGAAGUUAUAUUUCCUAUACUAUUUCCGUAAUUCUUAUUCCAUGUUAGAAAACUUUGUUAGGCCAAAGACAAAUAGUAGGCAAGAUGGCGCAGGGCAUGACAUGAACACAAAUUCUGUUGAGACUUUUUAUUUUUUUGUUAUUGGCUGUGAGCAACAAUUUUCAGAUUUGCACAAAAAAUAUAUUGAAUUUUGAAAUAUUGCUUUUAAGUAUAUUUAGCACUUCAGGACAGAUUUUAUUUUGUUUGAUUUUUUUUCCCAAGUCACUGAGCAGUGAUAUUCUUUGUUACUUUGAACCAUUUUCCUGCAAUGAGUGAUAGCUCACCAAUACAUUUCAGUUUUUCUGAAUAAAUAGCAUUUAUGGUAAUCGUAUUGGACUUCUGUUUUCAAUCUCAUAUAGAAGUCUCCGUGAAAUGCUAUGUCAUUUCAUGUCCUGUGUCAGUUUAUGUUCUGGUCCACUUUUCCAGUAUUUUAGUGGGCCCUGAAAUGUGUGUGAUGUGACAUUUGUCAUUUUCAUUAGCAAAAAAGUUGUAUGAUCUGUGCCUUUUUUAUAUCUUGGCAGGUAGGAAUAUUAUAUUUGGAUGCAGAGUUUCAGGGAAGAUAAGUUGGAAACACUAAACGUUAAAGAUGUAGCAAAACCCUGUCAAACAUUAGUACUUUAUAGAAGAAUGCAUGCUUUCCAUAUUUUUUUCCUUACAUAAACAUCAGGUUAGGCAGUAUAAGGAAUAGGACUUGUUUUUGUUUUUUUUUGUUUCGUUGCACUGAAGUUUGACAAAUAGUGUUAUUGAAGGGAUGUGUAAUUUUUCUGUAUAGACAGGAGAAGAAAUAACUAUCUUUUCAUUUGAGAGAGGUAAACUGUUUUCAGCUAGGUGGAAAGUUAGGAGGAUUAUGCCUGCCCUUUGGCCUGAUGACCAAUUUUAACAUAGAGCCUUUUUUAUUUUAUCCUCCCCAAGUUUUGUGCAUUUUUUUUUUUAUAUUUUAAUUUCAAGCUUGUUUCGGGGAGCUAGGAUGGUCAUUGCCAUGUGUGUAUAAUAACCCUGUGAAGUACAGGUACUUUGUCUAAGAAACGUUGGAAGCAGGUUAAAUGUUUUGUAAAGUUUGAAAUAUAAGUUCUAAUGUAUAAGCAGAGUUGGAAAGCAGACUAGGAUUGAUUAACAAAUAAUACUUUUUUGUUGUUAUUUUGGGGGUCUUUUUUGGUGAUGUGUUGGGUUUCAGUUUUGUUUUUGAUUUUUUUUUUAAUGAAUGAAAUUUACUGAGGAGAAAAUAUGUGAAGGACCUUCACUCUAAGAUGUUAUAUUUUUCUUAAAAAAUAACUCCGAGUAGGGGUACCACUGAAUCUGUACAGAGCCGUACAAACCUAAGUUCUGCCUCUGAUGUAUUUUGUGAGUUUGUUUCUUUGGAUUUUCAUUUUACAGUUACUUUUCCUUGCAUACAAAUAAGCAUAUAAAAAUGGCAACAAACUGCACAUGAUUUAACAAAUAUUAAAAAGUCUUUUAAAAGUAUUGCCAAACAUUAAUGUUGAUUUCUAGUUAUUUAUUUUGGGAAUGUAUAGAUUUUGAAAACAGAAAUUGGUACCUUGCACACAUCAUCUGUAAGCUGUUUGGUUUAAAAUACUGUAGAUAAUUAACCAAGGUAGAAUGACCUUGUAAUGUAACUGCUCUUGGGCAAUAUUCUCUGUACAUAUUAGCUACAACAGAUUGGAUUUUAUGUUGACAUUUGUUUGGUUAUAGUGCAAUAUAUUUUGUAUGCAAGCAGUUUCAAUAAAGUUUGAUCUUCCUCUGCUAAA
Molecule: messenger RNA, 7036 nt
Organism: Loxodonta africana (African savanna elephant)
Lineage: Eukaryota; Metazoa; Chordata; Mammalia; Proboscidea; Elephantidae
Gene: FMR1
Product: fragile X messenger ribonucleoprotein 1
Exons: 16
Coding region: 3597-5240 (547 amino acids)
Biological process (GO): positive regulation of translation; regulation of alternative mRNA splicing, via spliceosome; regulation of mRNA stability
Cellular component (GO): growth cone; neuronal cell body; nucleus
Molecular function (GO): mRNA 3'-UTR binding; translation regulator activity; protein homodimerization activity
Source: RefSeq, a predicted model, not a curated record